UUCUAUAUAAAACUUAAACAGGCUGUGGUCCGCUGAAACAGUUGACCGGACGACGACACUGAUUUUACAUCAUGAAUCAUAGAUCCAUCAAAGUAAUUUUGCUUUUGAUCAGUGUUUUCAGUGGUAUGGCUCCGAAUAAAUAUGAUGGCUACAAAUUGUUUGAAGUGAACAUCAAAUCCGGCCACGAAGUCGAGCUUUUGGUACAUCUUCAGAGCAACCGGCCAGGAAUUGACAUCUGGGGUUUGGAUCGGUUGGGGCCCAAACGGCUGCUAGUGCCUCCGCCGGCACAGAAUAUGACCGAAACAUACUUUAAACACUAUCGACUAAACUAUACCGUAAAAGCAGAAGAUUUCGGAAAAAACUAUGCCAUGAGUCAACAUCUUCAGCAACCGAUGGAAGAUCAAACCUUCCAGAACAGUUUUCCCACGUACGAUGAAAUCAACGAUUAUCUGAUGCAAAUGGCAACGGAAAAUUUCGAAUGGAUUCGUAUUCGAAUUAUCGGUUGGUCAGUUGAAGGUCGUCCUAUUCGGGCGAUUACGCUUAACCAUAAGAAGACGGAUACUAUCAUAGUGGAUGCAGGAAUUCACGCAAGAGAAUGGAUUACGGUUUCCACUGCACUUUAUCUGAUCAAGAAAUUGAUUGAAGAUAGUGACCAGUAUCGGUAUUUGCACGAUUACAAAUGGGUGAUCGUUCCGCUCGUCAAUCCGGAUGGAUAUAUUUACUCGAUGACAACGGAUCGCUACUGGCGGAAGAACCGUCGGGUGGUCAAUAAUAAAUGUUUUGGAGUAGACAUAAACCGCAACUUUGGCUUCUCUUGGGAAUCGGGUGCUGAUUUGUACUCGAAGGAAUGCCAUCCUGGUUUUCGAGGAACGGCACCGUUUUCGGAACCCGAGGCUAGAGCACUGCGAAGCGUUUUGGACAGUAAUGACGAAGCGAAACUGUACAUUAGUUUGCACAGCUAUGGAGGAUAUUUCAUCUUUCCGUGGAGUCAUGACAGUACCACGGUACAGAAUGUUGCCAAUCUGCGUCAGGUGGGUGUUGGUGCCGCUCGUGCUAUAUGGCAUUACAGUAGAAACGAGUACAAGGUUGGUUCGAGUGCCGAGAUUUUACGUUAUCAGGCUACAGGAACUAGCAUCGACUAUGCGUACUCCAUUGGAAUCGAGCUGCCGUUUGCGAUGGAAAUUGCCGAAUAUGGUUACAGUGAUUUUCAACCACCAUCCAGUGCCAUUGACCAGAUCGUGAAGGAGUCUUUUGUGGGCAUCAAAGAAAUGGUUUAUGCGGUGAAAAAUCUGAACACAAAGAAACCGUCGAAACCUACUUUGAGAAGUCGGGGACGGGGCUAGGAUUGUUCGAGAACGAUGCAAUGGUAUUACGUGAUUUUGAAACUGUAUUUGAAAAAUAAAGUAAUUGAGUUAUGUUUUCCUAACAAUAUCCAAAA
Malaya genurostris is the source of this 1438-nucleotide messenger RNA. Its product is annotated as carboxypeptidase B1-like. Bases 72 to 1343 code for a protein of 423 amino acids. Gene Ontology annotation, molecular function: zinc ion binding; metallocarboxypeptidase activity. Gene Ontology annotation, biological process: proteolysis. The transcript is spliced from 3 exons. NCBI's taxonomy places the organism in Eukaryota, Metazoa, Arthropoda, Insecta, Diptera, Culicidae. The record is from RefSeq and is a predicted model, not a curated record.